Dovyalis caffra is the source of this 1266-nucleotide messenger RNA. The record is from the annotation of a GenBank genome assembly. NCBI's taxonomy places the organism in Eukaryota, Viridiplantae, Streptophyta, Magnoliopsida, Malpighiales, Salicaceae.
AUGUUGGGUCCAUUUUCAGUCUUUACCUCUAUAGAAAGAAACAAGAAAAGAAAGAUGGGACGUCUCAUUAAUGUGCAUUUACCGCUGUUGCUGAUUCUACUCAUGGUUUCAUCAGGGCCAAAAAUGACGGAGUGCGCAAGAGUUUUUACCAUAUCUAAUUAUUGCAAAGAAACGGUAUGGCCGGCUGUCACCCCAGGUGAAAACUUCAAUGGUGGUGGAUUUGAGUUGAAAUCAGGCCAAUCUUUUGUUGUAACUGCCCCGGUUGGCUGGAGUGGUCGGAUAUGGGGCAGAACAGGAUGCAAAUUUGACAAAAGUGGUAAUGGAUCAUGCAAGACUGGGGCUUGUGGUACAUCCUUGAAAUGUAAGGCCUCAGGUGAAACCCCUGCUUCGCUUGCCGAGUUUACCCUAACAACACUCGAUUUUUACGACGUUAGCCUUGUCGACGGGUUUAAUUUGCCAAUAACUGUUACACCAAUAAAUGGAAAAGGAAAUUGCAGUGUUGCUGGCUGUAAUGCAGAUUUGAGAACUAGCUGUCCUUCGGAGUUGGCUGUUAAGUCUAGCGGUAAAGGGGUAUAUGGAAACCCUGUAGUGUGUCAACCUACAUAUUAUUCAAAGAAGUUCAAAGAAGCAUGCCCCACUGCUUACAGCUAUGCGUAUGAUGAUCCUACCAGUAUUUUUACGUGUUCGGGAACAGAUUAUGUUGUCACCUUUUGCUUAUCCAGGAAGCAGACGGUUUGUACUUACCAUAAUAACAAGCUUGUUUGCAAUGGAUCAAACAGCUUAAAAUCAUUGAUCGGAAAAUGGUGGAUUCUCAUGCUCGCAUUAUUGCCACUAUUUAGCGUACCGGAAGCAGCCCCGUUCACGGCCGUUUUGAAAUUCGCUGCGGAGGAAUUCAAAGUCCCUCCCCAAACCAGCGCUAUCAUCACCAACGAUGGAGUAGGAAUCAAUCCUCAACAAAGUGCAGGCAAUGUCUUCCUUAAACAUGGUUCCGAACUGCGCUUGAUCCCUCGUGACAGGUCCUUUCUUUUCCAUUUUGUGGAACCUUAUUUGCAUCGGAGAUUUGAGCUUGGGCUUGAUGAUGAUGAGUCAAAGGCCAGGUUGCUUCUAAUCAAGGCCAACAUAGAUGCAGUGUUUUUAUUAUUGUUGUACCUUGAGUCAGAUGAUGGAUCUAGUGUAACUUUUACGUGCCUCGUGGAUGGGUUACCCGCAUUGUUUUGUGGGACAUUGCUACGAAAUGAAAGGAUUGCUCCUGGACUUGCCACAUAG